Molecule: messenger RNA, 1327 nt
Organism: Oryza sativa Japonica Group (Japanese rice)
Lineage: Eukaryota; Viridiplantae; Streptophyta; Magnoliopsida; Poales; Poaceae
Source: RefSeq, a predicted model, not a curated record
UCUUAGAGUCCGUGCUACAGUUGGCUACAGAUGUGUAGCCCGUUGCUCUUCUCUCUCAUCGUUUAUCUUAUUAAAAUAUGUUUAUAGCUGAUUAAUAGCCUGAUAUUGUACCUGCUCUAGUGCCGUAGAGCCCUUGAAAAGAGGAGGGGAGAAGGAUUCGCCGGGUUGAUUUGAAUAACUGCUACAUAUCGGGUUCCUGCACGACGCUAGCGCUGCCUCUUCUGCUAAAAGUAGCACUUACACACGAUUUUUUAAAAUUUGUUUGCUUUAAUUAAUUUUCUAGGUUUAGGGUUAGGUCUCGAGACUCCAAGAACAGCUUCGAUUCCUCAGUAGGAGGAGGAGGAGGAUGGCUUCGUCGUCUUCGUCGUCGUUGCUCCGAUCAGUCGCCCGCGAGCUCCGGCGGUCGAUCCCUCCGCCGCGCCCGCGCCCGGCCAUGUCGGUGAUGGACCGACUCGCCCCGCGUCUCCUCAGCACCGAGUCCUCUAACCACAAGAUGAACCCCUCCUCCUCCUCCUCGCCGCUUCUGGACAACUUCUUCCGCUCCGAUCGCGCUAAGAGGAUGGAUACCAGUAAGGUUCAAUUCUCAAAGGACGACCUUAAGGAAUUUGAUAGGUAUUUGGAUGAGAGGACGAAGCAAGCUGAGAGGAACUUGUUGCUGUCUCUGGACAAGUUCUGUGAUGCCUGUGAAAGACGGGCUUCUCUGCUUCGAGACAUCAAAGCGAUGUUAGAGGCUAGAAAUAAACGGUCUGCCCAAAAGUUUCUUCUUGUUAAGCAAUGGGCAGUGUUAAUUUCUUACUCCUCUGUUCUUGGUUUUGCUCUUUAUAAUCUGCAUUUGUUUAGUUGAGAAGAAAAUGUCAGCUGCAAGCUCUAUGACCCUUUGCUAUUAAAGUAUGAUUGUGUUAUGAGCUUGUGGUCAAUGUCUUAUCAGGCUUUGCUUUGGAUUUAAUGUACUCCGUAUACUGAAAAUCUCUAUAUCUAUAGAGAUUUGCUCCGGUCCAACAAAAAAGUAUCUCGAGAUACCAGUACCUCGAGGUACUUACUUUUUGUUGGACCGGAGCAGAUCUCAUAUCUAUAGGCACAGGAGUGGGCCUUCUUCCGCUAGCAUCUAGAACAUUUGAUCAUUCACGAUUACGAUUUCCAGAUGUGCUUAUAUCCUAGUUUUCAGUUUUUUUUUUUUGGUGGCUGGCUAGCAUCAUGUGUUCAAGUAUGCAGUGAAAGAAAAAGUUUAGUUAGUACCAUUGAACUGAAGAUGUUGGCUCAGGAAAGAAGGUGUUCUUUUGCUGUAUAAUGAUGCUUGAUUGCUUGUGGUGCACUACUGUACAUUUAA